Bufo bufo (common toad) is the source of this 1140-nucleotide messenger RNA. It is a transcript of the gene CFAP20, whose product is annotated as cilia and flagella associated protein 20. The transcript is spliced from 6 exons. Gene Ontology annotation, biological process: positive regulation of cell motility; cilium assembly; regulation of cilium beat frequency involved in ciliary motility. The record is from RefSeq and is a predicted model, not a curated record. The coding region runs from base 431 to 1012 and encodes 193 amino acids. Gene Ontology annotation, cellular component: motile cilium; ciliary basal body. NCBI's taxonomy places the organism in Eukaryota, Metazoa, Chordata, Amphibia, Anura, Bufonidae.
UCCUGUCUGAUCUCCAGUUAGGGGUAGUAGUUUUCCAGUGUAGAUCACUUCAGGUUAACCCCUGCAGCGUGUGAAUUUGCCCUUGCUGUUGACGGAUCCCGGCAUUGUAUUUGUGUAUAGGGCAGAGGCAGCCUGAGGACCGCUGUCAGAGGGUAACUGGGCGUCCUGCGCUUGUUGAGUAGGGAUCGCCCUCAGGUAACAUGGCGGCCGCACCACUUCCUGGCCCCGCCUUUUCCGGUCUGCAAGCUCAGGCGGUGUCCAGGAGACGGAACUGUGUACUUAUAAACAGAAGCGCGGCGGGGGCGGGGCCAGCUGUCAUGGCGACGGGAGGGGAGGGGAGGGAGGAGGCGUCACCCCGGCAACCGCGGCCUAGUGACGUGUUAUAGCAACGCGGCUGCGGAGGAGAAAGGCGCAGAGCGGAGCAGACACCAUGUUCAAGAACACCUUCCAGUCCGGCUUCCUGUCCAUCCUGUACAGCAUCGGCAGCAAGCCGCUCCAGAUCUGGGACAAGAAGGUGCGGAAUGGUCACAUCAAGAGGAUAACAGACAAUGACAUCCAGUCCCUGGUGCUCGAGGUGGAGGGAACCAAUGUCAGCACCACAUAUAUCACGUGCCCAGCUGACCCCAAAAAAACCCUGGGCAUCAAGUUGCCCUUCCUGGUCAUGAUCAUCAAGAACCUCAAGAAAUACUUCACUUUUGAAGUGCAGGUGCUGGAUGAUAAGAAUGUGCGGCGGAGGUUUCGGGCAAGUAACUACCAGAGCACGACGCGGGUGAAGCCUUUUAUCUGCACCAUGCCCAUGAGAUUAGAUGAUGGCUGGAACCAGAUUCAGUUUAACCUUUCAGACUUCACCCGCCGGGCGUACGGCACAAAUUAUAUUGAAACCCUUCGAGUACAGAUUCACGCAAACUGCAGAAUUCGACGAGUUUAUUUCUCAGAUCGUCUGUAUUCUGAAGAUGAGCUCCCUGCAGAGUUUAAGCUGUACCUACCUGUGCAGAACAAGGCAAAACAGUGAGUGCCGUCCCUUCUUCUCCCAGGAUGUUAGUGUUUUCUACAUGGAGCAGUUCCCACCAUGCAUCAAAUUCUAAGUUAUCAAAUGUUUCCAAAACCUCUGUUUUUGUAAUAAAUAUGAUCUUGAGUCUU